AUGUUUCCGAAUUUUUCGAUCUUCGCGAAGAGAAAAUGUGAACAGUUCAUCGACACAGUGAACAUAAGAGGAGUGGACAAAAUUGUGAAAUCUCAAAACGUUUUCAUCACUGGUUCGUGGACAGUGGGUGUCAUUUUGUGCUCUGGCUUUCUACUUUGGCAGACUUCCGUACUUUUCAACAGAUAUUUCAGCUACCCGUACAACACCGUAGUAAGAAAAAGUGAAAAUAAACCAAUCUUUCCGAAGAUUACGAUUUGUAAUUUGAAUCCUAAAUAUAAUCAGCACAAUUAUUCAUACACGGAAUUUGUCAAUCAAGUGGAAAAAAUCACGUCUAAGCUUGAUUAUGAAAAACUAAACAUAACGAAAGACAAGAUGGCUGAUAUUUUGAAUAAAUUACAGAAACCUAUUGGUUAUUUUUCCAACUUGCCAGUAGUUCCUUACGUUAAUGAUUCAAGUUACGAUCGUGUGUUCAUCGUCGAUCAAUCCGUUUUUGAUUGGAAUUUUAAAAAGUUAUCGGGCAAGGAAGUAAUAACACCAAUUUGGCACCCGGCAUAUUAUCGCUGCUACACCAUAAGUUUCCCCACUGAAAUUAGAAGUUCAGUCAGUGCAGUUUCUUUGGUAAUUUAUUUAAAUAAUUUUGGGGAUUAUAUUUACCCGGGCACCUAUGGAGCUGGUUUUACGUACUCGAGAGCUAACGGUCUGAAAGUGCUAGUGCAUGAUCCAGGAGAAGAUCCGGACAUGAAAACUGGAGUCAGUGUCGGAUCGGGAUGUGAGAUGUCGUUGAAGAUGCAAAUGGUGAAUAGGAGCCGUCUACCAUACCCCUACCAAAAAAAUGGUUGCAAAGACAAAAAUCAUAUUAACUUAACAAGAUCUGGUUUUUAUUCAAAAUCUUUAUGCGUAGAACAUUGCGUUCAGAGAAUUACGCUGCAAAAAUGUCGUUGUUUGUCAAGCGGAUAUCGAUUUACCAGCGAACAGCUAAAGAAAGCCAAUGAAACCAUUUGCGGAAAUGUAACAAAAAGUAAUUUUCAACCGGUUAAUAAUAAUGAAACACCGCAAUUCAUAUCUCAACUGAUAUGUAGCGAAUCAAUUAAAGUUGAUGAUCUUUGCGCAAGCAAGUGUUUGGAUUCCUGUCAAGAAAUUUCCUAUCACUCACCUGGUCAGACAGCUCCAUGGCCUGAAGAAUCUCAACAGUUAGCUUUCUACAAGCGUUACAUUUAUAAUUCUCUUUACCCCAAUAUUGACAAAUUCGAUAAAUACAAGGAACUUCAAGCCAGUUUUGUUGGUGGUUUAAAAAACGACUCGCAAAUUAUUCGUGAGCUAAAAAGUUUAGAUCUAAUCCGUGAAAAUUUUGUGCAGCUAAACUUCAUAUUCGAAAACGAUUACAUCUUACACUACAACGACGUGGAAGCAAUGAGUCUGACGUUGUUCAUCUCAUCGUUUGGUGGAACGUUGAGUCUCUGGAUGGGCAUAACAGCCAUGACCUUCAUCGAAAUCAUUGAAUUCAUUUACUUGCAGGUUGUUUCAAUUUUUCUCGAGAAAAAAGUAGAAAACAAUUCUGGAAAAGAUGGAGAAGUAAUCGAGAAAGAUGAAGAAUGA
Helobdella robusta is the source of this 1596-nucleotide messenger RNA. RefSeq lists its product as hypothetical. The coding region runs from base 1 to 1596 and encodes 531 amino acids. Gene Ontology annotation, cellular component: membrane. The record is from RefSeq and is a predicted model, not a curated record. Gene Ontology annotation, biological process: sodium ion transmembrane transport. Gene Ontology annotation, molecular function: ligand-gated sodium channel activity. Lineage: Eukaryota; Metazoa; Annelida; Clitellata; Rhynchobdellida; Glossiphoniidae. The transcript has a single exon.